AUUGGUACCUCCUAUAUGUCCUUCCCCAAAAAAAACAAAAGAAAGAACACUAUAAGUACCUCCGCAUCUCUUCACUCCUUCCCCCACCACCACCUCCCUUCAAGAACUCCUCUCCAAAACCUCUCGACUCUUCCCAAAGAACCCCACCAGAGAGAAACCCAAUAACCUCUCUCCCUCUCUCCAAGAUCAAGCAAACACACAGGCGCACCUAAGAACAUUGGACUGACUAUAUGGCAAUGAGGAAGUCAAACAAGCUGCUUCAAACAGCAGCAAUCAAACAGAUCCUCAAGAAAUGCUCAAGCUUGGGCAAGAGAUCCUCAAACGGGUACAACAACAAUGAGGAAGCCGGCCUGCCUGGGGAUGUGCCGAAGGGUCACUUUGCGGUGUAUGUGGGAGAGAACAGGAGCAGAUACAUCGUCCCGAUCUCCUGGUUGGCUCACCCCAAGUUCCAGAGCCUGCUUCAGAGAGCUGAAGAAGAGUACGGGUUCAACCAUGACAUGGGAAUCACCAUCCCUUGUGAAGAAGUGGUGUUCCAGUCUGUAGCUUCCAUGAUCAGAUGAUGAGAACAAAAAAUAGAGAGAGAGAGAGAGAGAGAGAGAGAGAGAGAGAGAAGCUCUUUGGGGAAGAUUCGAUUUGCAUUUAUAGAGAGUUUCUGGAUAUAUGACAAAUAACUUAUCUAGUCCUUUUAGGGGGGUCUUGGUUGGUUCUGACCAAUUUGUUAUGGAUAUUUGUAGAGUCGUGUUCAUGGUUUGCAUGUAACGUGUAUGAAUGAAAUUGAUCAAGAAGAGCUUGACAUUAUGAGA
Syzygium oleosum is the source of this 803-nucleotide messenger RNA. Its product is annotated as protein SMALL AUXIN UP-REGULATED RNA 51-like. Bases 231 to 560 code for a protein of 109 amino acids. Lineage: Eukaryota; Viridiplantae; Streptophyta; Magnoliopsida; Myrtales; Myrtaceae. The record is from RefSeq and is a predicted model, not a curated record. Gene Ontology annotation, biological process: response to auxin. The transcript has a single exon.